Molecule: messenger RNA, 692 nt
Organism: Hippocampus comes (tiger tail seahorse)
Lineage: Eukaryota; Metazoa; Chordata; Actinopteri; Syngnathiformes; Syngnathidae
Gene: cnep1r1
Product: CTD nuclear envelope phosphatase 1 regulatory subunit 1
Exons: 6
Coding region: 81-458 (125 amino acids)
Cellular component (GO): cytoplasm; Nem1-Spo7 phosphatase complex
Source: RefSeq, a predicted model, not a curated record
UCUUUCAUGCAAAGAGCAGCGAACGGCACAACCCACCGCCGGCUGCUGAGGAACACACCACGUGACCACGACUAAUAGACAUGAACUCAUUGGAGCAGGCCGAAGACCUGAAAGCCUUUGAGAGAAGACUGACAGAAUAUGUCUCUUGUUUACAACCUGCAACAGGCAGGUGGAGAAUGAUUUUGAUCGUGGUGUCAGUCUGCACAGCCACCGGCGCUUGGAACUGGUUGAUCGACCCCGAUACACAGAAGGUGUCUUUCUUUUCAUCGCUGUGGAAUCAUCCCUUUUUCACCAUCAGCUGCAUCACGCUCAUCGCACUCUUCUUUGCCGGGAUACAUAAGCGAGUGGUGGCGCCGUCGAUUAUAGCUGCAAGGUGUCGGACAGUUUUAGCGGAAUACAACAUGUCCUGUGAUGAUACGGGAAAGCUUAUACUCAAACCACGGCCGAACAUCCAGUAAGUGUACGAUUGUGGGUGAUCCGAAGACAUCUGGGGGGGACAUUAACCUCUUAUGGUGAUGACGAUUUGUCAAGAAAGAGAAGAAUGGACACAGCCAUUUUGUAGCUGUGCUUAUGUUGAAGCUGCUCAAUUCCUCUUAACAGUACAUCUGUGUGUUUGUUGAUCAUGUAUUUUAUCAAAAUGUUUCUAUUUUUUAAAAGUGUUUACUCAAUAAAUAUACCAGCUAUGAAAAUGU